Messenger RNA from Podospora anserina S mat+, 1446 nucleotides. RefSeq lists its product as uncharacterized. Gene Ontology annotation, cellular component: cytoplasm; nucleotide-activated protein kinase complex; nucleus. The transcript has 3 exons. Gene Ontology annotation, biological process: signal transduction. Gene Ontology annotation, molecular function: protein kinase binding. The record is from RefSeq and is a predicted model, not a curated record. Bases 1 to 1446 code for a protein of 481 amino acids. NCBI's taxonomy places the organism in Eukaryota, Fungi, Ascomycota, Sordariomycetes, Sordariales, Podosporaceae.
AUGGGAAACAGCCCCUCCACAUCAAAACCCACGAGCCAGCCGUCAUCCUCCCAAUCCAACGCCCCAGGAAGCCAAAAUGAGUCUCCACGGCCCGUGAGGCGAGAUAACAAACAUCCGAUUCCGGUACAGACUCACCGGCUCGCCGCCCCGCCCGAACCCUCCCUCACCCAAGCCCAGGGCACCGCCGUCCAGCCACCGUCCAGCAGCAGCAACCGGCCAAAAUCACUGCAGCACCGACCCCGCGCCGCAUCCCCCCCGGGUUAUUCCACCCCGUCGUCCUCGGUGACGGCUGACCGCUCCACGACGGUUGCGAAGCCCGUCGACGUCAAGCAGGGCAUACCCGGCCCCUCGCAUGAGCCCGCCAAGCCCGUGGCUGUCCCUUAUUCUCACAACUCGCCUUCGUCCCCGAGGUCGCCCCGCUCACCAAGGUCCGAAGACAUAUACGAAUCCGUCGUCAUGCCGCAUAGUAGCUUGCAAGAUAUGUCGUAUAUGACGCGCCCGCCGCGGCUGCCCCUCCCCAUCGAGGAGGAGGUUCACACGCCCGGUUCGCCGAUUAUCUCGCCUGCCGAUAUUGGACAGCCAUUGGAGGAUGUCGAGGAGUUGGAUUCGCAAGGGCUGGUGCGCCCCCCGUCAAAUGUCAGCAAUGCUUCGGUGUUGGAUGACGAUGACCCAGAGGGACUUUUGGUGGACAAGAAUAGGCCGACGGUGCCCACGAGGUUAGAAUGGAAGCGCGGAGGUGACAAGGUCUACGUUACGGGGACCAUCUUUCAGUGGAAUCGCAAGACGAGGUUACAUCCGGUCGAGGGACGGCCAGGUGUAUUUGCGACCACGAUCGACAUUCUCCCCGGCACCCACCACAUUCGAUUCUUGGUAGAUGGCCAAAUGCAGACAUCCCCCGACCUCCCAACAACUGUCGACUUUGGAAAUAACCUUGUCAACUACAUCGAAGUCAACCCAGACGACCUCCCCUCCGCCGCGGAAAGUGGUAGUGGUGCCGCGGCAGCUGGAGCUCCGGCCAAGGACGGACAGCAGACGACUGAGAGGUCGCAGAACCCCGUCUCGGAAGAGGAGUCGAACCAGCAGCAGCCAAAAGCCAGCUUCAGGGACUGUCCGCCAGCCGAGCUGUUUGCCCACAAGAUCCCAAGAUAUCUCCUCGACUUUGAUCUGCAGGAGGAUGCGCCACAGUACAAUACUGCCUGCUCGGCGAUUGAGAAGCUCCCCAUGCCACCAGCACUUCCCGGCUUCUUGGGCAAGCCGAUUUUGAACGCGGCGACGCUGAUCAAGGACGACAAUAGCGUCUUGAACAUGCCGAACCAUACGGUGUUGAAUCACUUGGCGACGAGCAGCAUCAAGAAUAACAUUUUGGCAGUUUCAGCGACGACGAGGUAUAAGAGCAAGUAUGUGACCACGAUCAUGUACAAGCCCACGACGACAGAAGGGAUCUAG